AUACAGAGAAGACUAGUUUGUCCAUCCGUUUCUUAAUCCAACAUGUAGAUGUAAGCACCUCUACCAAGCGUCGUUCUGACGCCAACUGCCCAAGUGUCAACCUCCGACCUUCUCUGAAAAUCUGAAUGCUGAGACUAGUCCAAGGGAACCCAUAGUUUCUGUCUCGAUGUUUUGCAGGCCAGGUCUCAAGGUACUUCAUUUGCACCGUACCGGAGAGCCAAGGAGAUGUGUGCACCUUGAACUACUGCCAUGUUUUUGUACCGCACUGAAUGACCUGAACAAUGGAUUGGUCACGUUCCACCUUCAUCACGGCCGCCGUCCUCCUCCUCUUGCCGCACUUGUGCUCACCGGCCGGCGACCUGCUGUCCCACGGCGAGUCCCUGUUGCCCGGACAGACAGUCGUGUCCGACGGUGGCGCCUUUGCCCUGGGCUUCUUCUCCCCCUCCAACUCCACACCGGGCAGGCAGUACAUCGGCAUAUGGUACAACAACAUCCCCGUGCGCACCGUGGUCUGGGUCGCCAACCGGGAUGCACUGGUCAUCGUCGACGAGCCUUCCGGUAAUUCCUCUUCUGCGCCGUCGCUCGCACUGGCCAACGACUCUAACCUCGUCUUGUCCGACGCCGGUGGCCGCGUCGUUUGGACGACGAACGUCACUGCCACCGCGAGCUCAUUGUCGAGUGGUUCGACGGCUGUGCUUCUGAACACGGGCAACCUCGUCCUCCGGUCACCGAACGGCACCACGUUGUGGCAGAGCUUCGACCACCUGACCGAUACGCUCAUCCCCGGCAUGAAGGUCGGGCUGCGCUACCGGACGCGCGACGGCGUGCGCAUCGUGUCGUGGAAGGGCCCCGGCGACCCCUCUACGGGGCGCUUCUCGUACGGCUUGGACCCGGACACGUCGCUGCAGCUGCUCCUGUGGAACGGGACGCGCCCGUACUGGCGCAGCACUGUGUGGACGGGGUACAUGAGCAUCAGUAAGUACCACGCCACCACCGGCACGGUCAUCUACGUGGCCGUCGUCGACAGCGAGGACGAGAUCUACACGACCUUCUCCGUCUCCGACGGCGCCCCACCGACGCGGUACGUGGUGACCAGUACCGGCAAGUUCCAGCUACUGAGCUGGAGCAGCAACGCGUCCGCGUGGACCACGCUCUUGUCGUGGCCGUCCCGCGCGUGCAGCCCCUACGGCAGCUGCGGACCCUACGGCUACUGCGACCACACGGAGGCCGCCGCGACGUGCAAGUGCCUCGACGGCUUCGAGCCAACGAGCCGCGAGGAGUGGAGCGGCGGCACGUUCUCGCUGGGGUGCCGGCGAAGUCAGGCGCUGGCGCCGUGCGGCGGCGGGGAUGAGUUCUUGGCGAUGCCGAACAUGAAGGUGCCGGACAAGUUCGUGCUCCUCGGGAACAUGAACUCCGGCAACGAGUGCGCGGCGGAGUGCCUCCGCAACUGCUCAUGCGUGGCGUACGCGUACGCGAGCCUGCGCAGCAGCAGCGCCAAGGGGGACAUCGCGCGGUGCCUGGUGUGGGCCGGGGAGCUGGUCGACACGCAGAUGAUCGGCGCGCUCUGGGGCGUGACUGCCGACACGUUCUACCUCCGGGUUCCUGCAGGCCGAAAGGCAAGGACAAAUACUUUGAAAAUUGCACUCCCAGUGCUGGCAAGUGUUUUGAUGCUCACAUGCAUCUUCUUUGUAUGGUUUCGUAAGUCCAGAGAUAAGAGAAGAAGCAAUGAAAGUGAGAAGAAGCUGAUGCCCGGUAGUGAGCGUACUUCAAGUGAACUUGGAGAAGGGAAUCGUACUGAAGAUCUUGAAUUCCCAUCCAUACAAUUCAGUGAUAUCGUCGCGGCGACAAACAACUUCUCGGGAACAUGUAUGAUCGGACGUGGAGGGUUUGGCAAAGUUUACAAGGGAACGUUGGUAGGUGGUCGCGAAGUUGCUGUCAAGAGGCUCAGCAAGGAUUCUGAACAAGGGAUAGAGGAGUUCAAGAAUGAAGCUAGUUUGAUUGCCAAAUUGCAGCACAGAAACUUGGUACGACUUCUCGGUUGCUGCACCGAGGGAGCUGAGAGGUUGCUGAUAUAUGAGUACUUGGCUAACAAAGGCCUGGAUGCUAUCCUUUUCGAUAGCGAAAGGAAAUCAUUGCUGGAUUGGCCGACACGAUUCGGGAUAAUCAAAGGCGUCGCUCGGGGACUUCUUUACCUCCAUCAAGAUUCAAGACUGACAGUGAUACACAGGGACCUCAAAGCGAGCAACGUUUUGCUGGAUGCAGAGAUGAGACCAAAAAUAGCAGAUUUUGGUAUGGCAAAGAUUUUCGGUGAAAACCAGCAAAAGGCGAAUACGAAAAGAGUCGUCGGGACAUAUGGCUACAUAGCUCCUGAAUAUCAAAUCGAAGGCGUCUUUUCGGUAAAGUCUGACGUGUACAGCUUUGGCGUCCUGCUCUUAGAGAUUGUGAGCGGUGUCAAGAUAAGCUCUACGGAUGACAUCAUGGGGUCUCCGGGCCUUGUAGCCUAUGCAUGGAAGCUAUGGAAGGACGGCAACACAAGUGACCUGGUAGACUCAUCCAUCGCGGGCUGUGUACUGGAUCAGGUCUUGCUCUGCAUCCAGGUCGGGCUCCUGUGCGUUCAGGACGACCCGAACGCUAGGCCGCUCAUGUCGUCCGUCGUGUCCAUCCUGGAGAACGGGAGCGUGUCUCUCCCAACGCCGGAUCAGCCUGCGUAUUUAGCAGAGAGAGGUCGUGAUAAAGGACCAGGAGACGUUGAGAACUCAAGAAACACCAUGACCAUGACUGUUCUUCAGGGACGGUAGAUAGAGCAACUUACCCUGUUGUGUUGGCAUGGCCUCUUCAGAUCCCGCGUGUUUCUGAAUGGAGUUGCGUUUGAGCUUUUUU
Molecule: messenger RNA, 2880 nt
Organism: Phragmites australis (common reed)
Lineage: Eukaryota; Viridiplantae; Streptophyta; Magnoliopsida; Poales; Poaceae
Product: G-type lectin S-receptor-like serine/threonine-protein kinase RKS1
Exons: 7
Coding region: 282-2798 (838 amino acids)
Biological process (GO): recognition of pollen; protein phosphorylation
Molecular function (GO): ATP binding; protein serine/threonine kinase activity
Source: RefSeq, a predicted model, not a curated record